This is a messenger RNA of Papaver somniferum (opium poppy), 2663 nucleotides long. RefSeq names its product elongation factor G, chloroplastic-like. Gene Ontology annotation, biological process: ribosome disassembly; translational elongation; mitochondrial translation. The transcript is spliced from 4 exons. Lineage: Eukaryota; Viridiplantae; Streptophyta; Magnoliopsida; Ranunculales; Papaveraceae. Gene Ontology annotation, molecular function: GTPase activity; GTP binding; translation elongation factor activity. Bases 118 to 2457 code for a protein of 779 amino acids. The record is from RefSeq and is a predicted model, not a curated record. Gene Ontology annotation, cellular component: chloroplast; mitochondrion.
AACGGAUAAAUGUGUCAUCUUUGAAAGCUUGAGAGAAUUGAGAGGGUAAGCAAACAACCUCUCGUAGCUUCUGUUAUCUCUUAAAUCGAGACAGACACACACAGAGAGAUAGUCAGUAUGAAGGCAGAUACGAUGAGAAUAUCAUCAGCUUCGAGUUCAUCACUAUGUAACGUACAUAGUUCAAGAAGACUAAAUUCACUUCCCACCAGUAGAUUAUUAGGACUUAACAGUCUAAAUCGAUCAUCAUCUCUAUCAGAAUUCUUUGGAAAUGUUCACCUCUCUUCAAAAUCAUCGAAGGUUUCAAUUUUGCAGGACCAGAAGAAACGUUUCUCUCCUGUUGCAAUGGCUGCACCAGUUGAAGAGAGUAAGCGUGCGGUGCCGUUGAAGGACUACCGUAAUAUUGGGAUUAUGGCUCACAUAGAUGCAGGAAAGACUACAACAACUGAAAGAAUUCUGUUUUACACUGGAAGAAACUAUAAGAUUGGUGAAGUUCAUGAAGGAACAGCUACAAUGGACUGGAUGGAGCAAGAACAAGAAAGAGGGAUCACUAUUACUUCUGCUGCGACUACUACCUCUUGGGAUAACCAUCGGAUUAACAUUAUUGAUACUCCUGGGCAUGUUGACUUCACACUUGAGGUGGAACGUGCUCUUAGGGUUUUGGAUGGUGCUGUAUGUUUGUUUGACAGUGUUGCUGGUGUUGAACCACAGUCUGAAACCGUGUGGAGACAAGCUGAUAAGUAUGGUGUUCCUCGAAUUUGCUUUGUUAAUAAAAUGGAUCGGCUUGGGGCAAAUUUCUUCCGGACGAGGGAUAUGAUAGUAAAGAAUUUAGGUGCUAAACCAGUUGUGCUUCAAAUUCCAGUCGGCGCUGAAGAUAAUUUCCAAGGAGUUGUUGAUCUUGUGAGAAUGAAAGCUAUUCUCUGGUCAGGAGAAGAACUAGGUGCAAAAUUUACAUAUGAGGAAAUUCCAGCUCAUCUUGCAGAAUUGGCUCAAGAUUACAGAACGCAGAUGAUUGAAACAAUAGCCGACUUAGAUGACGAAGUAAUGGAAAAUUACUUAGAAGGAGUUGAACCUGAUGAAGCAACCAUUAAGAAAUUGGUUAGGAAGGGAACCAUUGCAAAUAGUUUCGUGCCAGUUAUGUGUGGUUCGGCAUUUAAGAACAAAGGGGUUCAGCCAUUGCUUGAUGCAGUUGUGGAUUAUUUGCCUUCACCACUUGAUUUGCCAGCUAUGACAGGAACUGAUCCCGAUAAGCCAGAUGUCACAUACGAAAGAGCUCCGAGUGAUGACGAAGCAUUUUCUGGUUUGGCAUUCAAGAUCAUGAGUGAUCCAUUUGUGGGGACUCUUACAUUUUGUAGAGUAUAUUCAGGGAAGUUAAGUGCAGGGUCAUAUGUUCUGAAUGCAAAUAAAGGAAAAAAAGAGAGAAUUGGAAGGCUUCUAGAAAUGCAUGCCAAUAGUAGAGAAGACGUUAAGGUAGCUCUAGCUGGUGAUAUUGUUGCUAUUGCAGGUCUUAAAGAUACAAUCACCGGUGAAACACUUUCUGAUGUUGAGAACCCUAUUGUCCUUGAGCGCAUGGACUUUCCUGAUCCAGUUAUUAAGGUUGCAAUUGAACCCAAGACUAAAGCAGAUAUUGACAAGAUGGCAAAUGGGCUAAUCAAGCUUGCACAGGAAGACCCAUCUUUCCAUUUCUCAAGAGAUGAGGAAGGUAACCAAACCGUCAUUGAAGGAAUGGGAGAGUUGCAUCUUGAGAUCAUCGUCGAUCGACUUAAGAGGGAAUAUAAGGUAGAAGCUAAUGUUGGUGCACCCCAGGUGAACUACCGUGAAAGUAUUUCGAAAGUCUCAGAAGUUAAGUACAUCCAUAAGAAGCAAUCUGGUGGAAGUGGACAGUUUGCGGAUAUAACAGUAAGGUUUGAACCAUUGGAACCAGGAAGUGGAUAUGAAUUCAAGAGUGAGAUAAAAGGAGGAGCAGUUCCGAAAGAAUAUAUACCAGGUGUCAUGAAAGGUUUGGAAGAAAGCAUGAGCAAUGGUGUCCUCGCUGGGUACCCUGUUGUUGAUGUUCGAGCUGCAUUGGUUGAUGGAUCUUACCACGAUGUCGACUCUAGUGUCUUGGCAUUCCAGGUGGCAGCACGAGGAGCUUUCAGAGAAGGGAUGAGGAAAGCAGCUCCGAGGCUCCUGGAACCAAUCAUGAGAGUCGAGGUUGUCACACCCGAAGAACACCUGGGUGAUGUCAUUGGUGACAUCAACUCUAGGAGAGGUCAGAUCAACAGUUUUGGUGAUAAACCUGGUGGCCUCAAGGUUGUAGAUUCGUUGGUACCAUUGGCAGAGAUGUUUCAGUAUGUUAGUACACUCAGGGGAAUGACUAAAGGGCGUGCAUCAUACACAAUGCAGUUGGACAAGUUUGAUGUUGUUCCUCAACAUAUUCAAAACCAAAUUGCUGCAAAAGAGCAAGAAGCUGCUGCUUAGAGGUUUCAUUGAUUUCUCUCUUCUUGUGGGAAACAAACAUAUAUCCCAAUUUUUCAUCUUGGUGAUUAAUGAUUCCAGAUAUACUCUUGUGCUUGUAUGAUGUCCGAGCUAUUAUAAUUUUCCAGAGCAAAAGAAAACUAUUUUGCACAUGAUAAUUUGUUAGACCUUAUCAGUUUUCUCGUAAAGAUGGAUUACUGCACAUUGUA